This is a messenger RNA of Coregonus clupeaformis (lake whitefish), 1975 nucleotides long. Its product is annotated as CST complex subunit STN1. Gene Ontology annotation, biological process: DNA replication; nucleotide-excision repair; double-strand break repair via homologous recombination. The transcript has 9 exons. NCBI's taxonomy places the organism in Eukaryota, Metazoa, Chordata, Actinopteri, Salmoniformes, Salmonidae. The record is from RefSeq and is a predicted model, not a curated record. Gene Ontology annotation, molecular function: single-stranded telomeric DNA binding. Gene Ontology annotation, cellular component: chromosome, telomeric region; DNA replication factor A complex; site of double-strand break. Bases 640 to 1770 code for a protein of 376 amino acids.
AAACUUUUAAAGAGUAUGACAUUUUGUAGAAGCCUAUUCAAUGCAUUUCUAGCCUAGGCCUAUUGUUCAGCCCUGCAACAUUUUGUAAAUCAUAAGUUAAAUUAAACGAGAAAGAAAAGCCAUAUAGCCUCAUUAAAAAUGAUUGCACAUUUCCCCUAAUAUUGAAAAUGUUAAAUUCUAAUUGCAUCAAUAUGAGAGAGAGUCCAGUCUCAGAUACAGUGAUGGGUUUCUUUCUUCUCUCGUUCUAUUGCUUAAAACGACAUGUCCCAGAUACCCAUGCGAGACGUGCACUCGCACGUACAGGAGCAAACUUUUCAACAUUGUUGUCUUUACCACAUGUACAUCUAUUAAUAAUCGUCAUUCACGGUUAAAAUAUGUUUACAUAAAUACAUGGUUUAUUUAAUCUGUUCUAUUUUCAUUUCUUUAUGUAUACAUUUACGUGUGGAAAAUUCACGUGACCGGAAACUUGGACUUUUGCGGAAGCUGUGCAAAUAUUUGCUCAAAUCUCAAAGCAUUUCCCGGGGAAAUGAUGCGAAACAAACUAAUCAAGCGAGGGAGAGAUAAGUAAGCUGUCGUAAGUAGGUUAGCUUGCCACUUUUGGUUGUCUUUCGUCGCGUGUGGUGAGUGGCCGAUGAUGGUAUGCAGCCUGAAGCGAAGGAUCCAGAGGAGGAUAGUGUAUGGGAGGAACCAUCUUCAAUGCUGUGGGGACUGGACCCAAUGUUCAACUCAUUCACCAGGCUCUAUGUCAAAGACAUCCUACAGAUGAGAGAGUCCUGUCAAGUGCCAGGGAUAUACUUCUACAACUCUCACCCGAUAUUCAAAGUUGAUGUGCUUGGGACUGUGGUGUACAAGCGAGAGAGAGAAGACUUCUUCUGUUAUGGAGUUGAUGAUGGUACUGGUGUUAUAAACAGCCUUUGCUGGAAAGAUGAACAGUGGAGGGAUCAAUCAGGAGCAAGGUCUCUCGGUAGCAGCGCCCGUGGAGACUUCAACCCAGCCAAUGAGCUGAAGAAACUACGGCAAGCCCAACACAGCAGCUCCCACCUGGAGAUAGGAGAACUGCUCAGGGUGAGAGGGCCCGUCAAGACCUCCAGACAACAGAGAGAGAUAAUGGCCUCUACUUACUAUAAAGUGUCAGACCCGGUGAUGGCGGUCCAGAUAUCCUGGAUGAUGGAGGUUCCUCAGCUCUACAGACAGUGCUAUGAUAAACCAUUCCAACUGGACGGCAGUGCACAGAACCCAAACAUUAAAGGUGGUUCUGCUUCCUACCUGCUUGGCAGAGCCACUCGUAUCCUGAAGGACUUCCUGAAAGAGAAAGAUGUCACCAGGUUCAGACCCUAUGAUGUCCAGGACCUUCUACAGCCUCUGGUCUCCAGACAACCUCAGACGAUAGCAGCAGAACAAGAGCCUGAGGCUGGUCCAUCAUCAGGUCCAUCAACAUCCUUCAAACAGCUCAGGGAGCUCCUCCAGAAGAGCCUUCAGAUCCUGGAGGACGAAGGCUUGGUGUUCCGCAAGGUCAAAUCUCAGGAUGAAGUCUACCAUGUAACGGAACAGGACAAAGAUCUUCUCAUGGCCAUCAGAGACAUUCUUAGGGAAGAUUGCAGACGAGAGAAAUAUGCGGAAAAGGGAUGCCACAUCCUGCAUGUCCUGUCCAGUGUGAGACAGAGUUACAGUCGCAAUGUGAGCAAGGCAGCCUUGGAGCUGGUCCUCAAAGCUCUGGAGUGUAAUAGUGACAUUAUCAGCACCAGCGACAGUCAUUACACUAUCCUCUGAUGCUGACUUAGACAUUCUGGGACAUUCCACAAACUGUCUGAAAUGGAGUGAAACGGGGAGGUACUAUCCGAACUUGCCCAAUAAGAAAUGCAUGUUUUCGUUUUCUGUUGCAAAAAGAUAUAUACUGUGUGCCCUAAUAAUUAUGACCCUGGCUUAAUGAAUAUUUACUACAUUUGAUUAUUAAUAAACAUGGCCAUCUUCAAGA